Molecule: messenger RNA, 600 nt
Organism: Rasamsonia emersonii CBS 393.64
Lineage: Eukaryota; Fungi; Ascomycota; Eurotiomycetes; Eurotiales; Trichocomaceae
Exons: 3
Biological process (GO): transmembrane transport; fungal-type cell wall biogenesis
Source: RefSeq, a predicted model, not a curated record
AUGACGACAUUACAGAUUUCCUUUCGUUCAUUAUGGACCGGCCUGCUGGUGCUACUGUCCUGCCUGUCGGCCGCGGCCCAGUCCGCUGGCGGCUCGCAAUGCAUCCAGGGGACGGACAGCACAGGUCAGCAAGUCUGUCUGGACCCCAACAGGAGGCCGACUCUGUACACGCAGGAUUUUGGUGAUUGCCAGGGCAAUUCUUUGAUCAAUGUGACGCAGUUUGAUGGCGCAUAUUACAGCGACAACAUGACGGUGACGUGGAAUCUGCAGGGCGAAACGUCCGUCUACAAUGACAGUGUCAUGAUUUAUAUCGGCGUCUAUGCGUACGGGGAGACCAGAUUCGAGUUGACAGUCAACCCGUGCAAUGCCAACAUCUUCAGCUUGUGCCCCCUUAAUGCGAGUGUUCCAACCCAGGCUAGCGGCGCAAUCCCAGUCGCCCCAUCGGACGUCGCUGGGAUCCCGCCGAUUGCCUAUUCCAUCCCCGACUUUGAGGGCCAAGCAAUCUUGCGUAUCUUCUCCAACACGACCGAAUCGCAGAUUGCCUGUUAUUCAGCCGUCUUGACGAAUGGUGCCACCUUUGCGCAUCCUGCUGCUGUCGAA